Messenger RNA from Macrosiphum euphorbiae (potato aphid), 675 nucleotides. NCBI's taxonomy places the organism in Eukaryota, Metazoa, Arthropoda, Insecta, Hemiptera, Aphididae. The record is from the annotation of a GenBank genome assembly.
AUGUACUACGAUAAACAAUUGGCAGUACAAGAAAAAUGCGAUAUUUCUAGAGAAAAAUGUACUAACUUUUCAAUGGGUGUGCGUAUCCAAAAGUCAUUUUUUCAACAACAUAGUUUCACGUUGGACACUGCGUGGAAAUCUGUCGGAAAAAUCGUUUAUUGUAGAAACGGUGCUUGUAGUUUCGAAUACACUAUGAAGAUUGAAAAAAGUACACAGAUUGAGUAUGGCAAUGAAAAAUCUUCAACGCGAUCGUCCACAGUGGGCAACAGUGAAUCUAUUUCAGGUACAAUAACUGCAGGUGUUAGUGCUGGUUUUUCGGCCAUGGGCAUACAAUACGGCGGAUCGGUUGAAACUUCUGUACAACGUGGUAGUGAACGGUCAUUUGAAGUCACUAAGGAGAAUGGCUUUACUGUAUCGUACUCAACGAGUACGGCAAAUACUGUCGGUUUCGAAGAAAAAAUAAUUUGUAAUGGCGUUCAAAAUGAAAAAAUAUUUAUACAGGCGCGAACAAACAUGACACGAAUGACGGGCAACGCUUGCGAAUAUGUAUGUAGUUUGACAGUGGGCGAACAUAAUGUGCACAUAGUAACUUGUAAUUACGUUGAUUUAAGAAUGUAUCCGGUGCAAAAUGAACAUAUAUUCACCGAAUGGGCAUGUAUUCGCGAAAUUUUUUAA